Molecule: messenger RNA, 1413 nt
Organism: Trichoderma harzianum CBS 226.95
Lineage: Eukaryota; Fungi; Ascomycota; Sordariomycetes; Hypocreales; Hypocreaceae
Exons: 2
Coding region: 99-1061 (320 amino acids)
Cellular component (GO): mitochondrion
Source: RefSeq, a predicted model, not a curated record
UGACGAUGCUCGAGUGCUGAGAAUUGGGCAUAAUUUCUCUGAGGAAAGGCAGAAGAAGUCUCUCCCACUGUCUCAUUUGUACGACUCGAGUCAGGACCAUGUCUCCCGCCUCCGCAAUGCGCUCAAUCGCGGCACCAGCACUUCGCCAUGGCACUGCGAAUAAUCUUCCAAGAUGCGCCACAAGGCCAUUGGCCGCGCAGAUGCUUCGACAAUAUGCGACACAGCCAUCAAGGAGCAGGACAAUGAGAGAGAUGGAUCGUGCGGCUCGUGCCGGCUCAAGCAAGAUGACGAAGGAGCAGAGCAUCUCACAGUUGCAGAAAAUGGCAAACGCAGAGUACUUCAAGGAUGGAGGGGGUCCGCUGUUUCCAGGCACAUUUGUAACCCUCCCGUUAUCUCGUCUGCCGCUAAACCCUGCGGAUUUUGCGCAAUAUCAAUGGAGCAGGCUAAGGCACUGGGUGAUUGAAACCGUUUCUUUGCUCAACUUCAAGCUGAAAUCCAUGCCAAACUGGACGACUCGACCUCAGUGGAAAGCCCGCCGUGGCAAGAUUGCGCCUACAGCCAAGGCUUUAUAUCAAGAAGUGCUGGAGGCUUUUGCUGCGGGGGACAAAGCGACACUCGAAAGAAUUUGCGUCAAUGACUUUGCAAAGAAGCUCAUUGCGGCGAUAGACCGCCGAAAUCCUCGAGAGCGGGUUCAGUUCGAAGUUACCAAGUACAACAGCUCGCUCUUCUAUCCCAAACGAAUAGCACAUCAGAUCCACCAGAUCAACAUGUACGACAAGAACCUCAUGACCGAACAAGCCGUUGUUGCCAUUUCAUCCACCCAGCAGGUGUCUCGGUAUGAUGCGUCUACAGGAGAGACGAUCCCUGGCAGCGUCAAGGUUCAAGACAAGGUGGAAUAUGUGGUGCUCUCCAGACAGGUCAAUGCGGUCACAUUUGAAUCGGACGCGUGGAGAGUUUGGGGCACAACAUCUCCUACAACUUUGGAAGCAUAUCUGGAAGAGAAGGAAGCUAUCGACAAGGAGCAGGCAAGACGAGCCGGGUGGAAGCCUGCGUCCAAGUAGCUGCUCAGGUUUCUCGGUUUCUGGGUGGUAGAACAAACGAGGGAAAUCCAUGCUAUCAACGGAUGUGAUGCUAUAUGCUGUAUCACAGACAUUUAGCGUGUAACGAUGCUGAUGCAGAAAGACUUGAAAAUGUAAAGUACAAGGGAACUGGGCCGGUAAAUGUAUGAGUAGUACUAAAGAAUUGCAGUAGGAGAGUGGAAUAUAUUAGAAUAUAUUAAUGAGGUAGCAUACAAAUCGAUUAGUUUGAGCACGAUUUGCUGAUUGACAGGAAGCUUGAAUGGACUCAAUUGUGGGGGUCUCGGUAGAGUGUUUUGAAUGGUAGCCGACGCAACUCAUUGUGGUACUACUAGGU